CACCUACCACACCUAAUUCUCCUAAUUCUUCAUUCUUCAUUUCUUCGUUCUGGCCCUUUCCCCUGUUCCUGAAAUUGUCUUUGAAAUCCGUCAUCCUAAACCUUUUUCCUCGUUCCCUCUUUUCUGGUCCUCUAUCUAAUCCUCCUCCUCCUCCUCCUCCAACCCCAAAUUUCCCCUACAUUCUCGACUCCGACACGACUUACUUUCCGCUUGCUCCAACUGGACAACCAACUUCCCUCCCCACCAACUUUGUUUUCGCGUUUCCCUCCUUCAUCCUCCCAACCAACGACGCGCGCCUCUUACCGGCAGGCCGUUUAACUCGAUCCUGCCCUUUCGGCUUCCUUGAAAGCCACCUUGCCCCCUUCCUCGCUCCUGCAUCGCGACAACCUCGACCACCGACUACACUCCCCUCGACGGUACUCGGUUGGGUCUCGCCUGGAACUCUCGACUUUUGAAUAUUGUCUCUGUCACGAUCUACGGACCUCUGUUGUCUGAUCAGACAUCUGCCGGAAGCCCGGAGAUCUCCACCGAUUAGACGCGUCCGACUUCCGAAACACGCUACCCGAAGGCGAAGACAAAAUCUCGGACAGGUUUUCAAUCCAGAACGAGAGACAAGGGGACUUUCCAAGGCGUGUGCAGAACUCUCCUCUCUGGCCUAGGGUUGCUUCCUUCUCCCCAAGAGUCAGUUUCCGCCGUCAAAGACUCGUACUUUGUGCGCAACCUUGCAUUCCAGUGCAUGGGAAUUGAAUACCUGCUCCAUUCUUCGCCGCAGAGUCAGCUAAUCAGGCGUUGAUCCGGUACGGUUCAGGCAGGACAGGAGGCUUUUAUUGGAGCUUUCCUUGGCUCCGGUUCUUUCAGCAUCCUUCAUCCGGGUCGUGUCCAUGGACUUCACGACCAUUCUGAACCGAAAGAACUCUGCCGCCGCCGCAGCCGCUGCCGCAGAAGCACAACUGCACCAACAGUAUCUGCAAAACGCACAGUUGAAUCAACCACCCAUGAAGGCGGAGCCUGGUGCUUCGGAUAACCCCGUUAACGCAUACCCGCCUCAUCCUCCCCCCGGUGUCCCCAUGGAUCAAGGACUCGCCGAGUCUUUCUACUACGGGCAACCCCCGGCUGCGACCCCUCGGAACAUGGGUUAUGUCCCUGGUGGAUAUGCCGGUGAACCGCAGAUGCAGCAACCACCUAUGCCCUCUGGAAGGACUAGUGGUGAUGCGCCCCCGAAGACUUUCCACUGCGGAACUUGUAACAAGGGAUUCGCUCGACGCAGCGAUCUCGCACGUCAUGAGCGCAUCCAUACUGGAAUUCGGCCUCAUGCCUGUGACUGGCCGGGCUGCGGGAAACAGUUCAUUCAACGCUCGGCUUUGACAGUACACUCGCGAGUACACACUGGCGAGAAACCUCACAUGUGCGAGCGAUGUGGCAAGCCCUUCAGCGAUUCAUCAUCACUCGCUCGCCACCGUCGAAUUCACUCUGGAAAGCGGCCCUACAAGUGUCCAUACGCCAACUGCCAAAAGACGUUCACGCGCCGUACAACCCUCACCCGCCACCAAAAUCAUCAUACUGGGACUAUCGAGGAGGCAGCGGCUGAGACGGAGGCCAAUCUGCGCCAGAACAAGGAGCGAGGUCGUGGGCCGGAGGGAAUGUUUCCCGAUCAUACCUCCAUCCACUCUACACCAUCUCCUGCCCAGCACGCGUCCAUGUCACCUGGCGGUGAUCUUCCGCCGCUGACGAUGCCUCGCUCGGCCGGCGAUUAUUACAUGGGUAGCGGGCCCAUUCCUCCUCACCUUCGAGGCGAUUUCUCCCAGGGUAGUCCCCGUGCUUCCCCCACAGCCACCUCCCCUUCGCUUUCGAGCUUUGGAAGUGCACCUCAUGCGCGACCAUCGAUGACUUCCAAUCCGUACGGUCCUCCGCAGCCGCUUGAGCCCCCAGCGAACAGCGACCACCGGCCCAACAGCGUCAGUGGCAGCCCACAUAUGACCAGCCUGGGUUGGGCCUCGCCUUCUCACGGGAGCAUGCCUUCGCCUGGAUCGGCCAACGAUUUUGCUUAUCCUGAACCUACAGGCCCGGCGUACCCAAGCUCUAUGCCUCCUCACAUGUACUUCCCCAACUCCACCAUCCGUCGACCCACCAGCACUGAGCCCGAAAACUACGAGACCAAGUCUCGCAUGGGUGAUCAUACUUGGUCGACCCCGGUAUGAUGUCGGCUGCCGCUGUCGGGAGGUUUGAUCCCAAACUUUUUUCCUUUUGUUUGAAAGAUAUCCCACCAUCCACCUCUACACUCUCUAUUUUCUUUUGUCGAAUUGCUUCAUCUGCAUUAUCCCUCGAUUCCCAUGGAAAACAAACUAAUUUUCCACCGCUCUUCGUUUCAUCCCACUAUGUGUUUGUGCUGCGCGAUUGCAUCUUAUUUUGUGGAUAAUUUUUUGUAUCUCUACCGAGGUGGGCAGUCAUACCGUCUCUCACCCUUCUCCCUCUGGAGUUUGAUCGUGUGUGUCUGCGCAUCACUUUUUUCAUUAUUUGCUUUUCAUUUUUGUUGAUCAGGUCGUCAUCCUCACUGCCCUCACAACAAUGAACCCCUAUCCAUCAUCUCUUUUGUUUUGAUUGCUUGCGUGCGGAUGACAUGGCUUUACCGAGACACGACCAGACGAGGAAACAGCAUAGAUAGAGCGCAGGACUGGGGAAUUCUUAUGGGCUACAUUGUACUGGAUUUGGGAAACAGGGAAAUCGGGGUUCUUUGGAUGAUUUGGCAGAGGGUCCCCAUUUGUGGUGCGGUGUCUGGUUUGGUAUUUGGGUUAUUCAUCUGCUAUUUGUUGGUCUUUUUGUGCUACUGUUGCGUCUGUCUUUUCCGUCUUUUGCUCUCGUUGCUUGCGUUGCAUAUCUCCUUGUAUCCCCCUUGUCUUUGUUCUAUCUCUUUUCCUUCUUGUGUUCUAUAUAUAUCUUCCUACUUAAUAUCUUUGUUUUGGGGUCGAUGCAUCUUCAUGCUAACCCUUCGUGUUGUUUGUGGUUUCUUUCAUUUUUCCUAUCCACUGCUUUCUUGCUUUUUUUUUUUUUUUUUUUUUUU
Molecule: messenger RNA, 3058 nt
Organism: Penicillium brasilianum
Lineage: Eukaryota; Fungi; Ascomycota; Eurotiomycetes; Eurotiales; Aspergillaceae
Source: the annotation of a GenBank genome assembly